Trypanosoma rangeli is the source of this 2595-nucleotide messenger RNA. RefSeq lists its product as uncharacterized. NCBI's taxonomy places the organism in Eukaryota, Euglenozoa, Kinetoplastea, Trypanosomatida, Trypanosomatidae. Bases 1 to 2595 code for a protein of 864 amino acids. The transcript has a single exon. The record is from RefSeq and is a predicted model, not a curated record.
AUGGGUUCGAAGGACGUAACUUCAGGCUUUUAUGGCGAUGUGCCUUACUGUAGUCCUGUAGAAAGUAGUGUCUUUUUUGACACAAUUACGGCCUCGAGGAUGCAUCGUCUUCCGGAGGCCAUGAUUGCAAGGGCUGAUUUGGCAUUGUUUUUUACGGAGGGUAAUACUUUUUUUCACAAUCUGAUUAUUGGACUAGAAAAAGAGGUUAAUAGUAAAGAGUCUUGCCCAGAGGGAGGAUGUGGUUUUGAGUUUCUAGAUAUUAUUCCUCGCCUGUUUCAUUCUCCCUCUGCUUUACGACUCGUGCGGGAAAGUGAAGACGGCAAUUGUUUUGUGGUGAUUGAAUCAAAAAACAUUAGUAAUAUGGGCGGUGUUUUUGAUGGUGGAAAAGAGGAUGAGUCAAGUGUUUAUACCGUUGUUUCAUUGGAUCUUAGAGGGAUAGAUUGUAUGUGGCAAUCCCUUUUGAGUUAUCUUUUGGGAGGUACAUCUGAAAAGAAUAUGGUAUACAUCCUACCAAAUAUUAAUUUUCAUCUUCAGAAAGGGAAUUCAUACGGCGAGUUUUUGGUUUCCCUAUGGGCAUUAGUUGUAUCAUCUGUACUUCACUACUUUGCUUCGUUUGCUAUUGAUUCCAUACGUCAGAGACUCAAUAAGGUGACUAUUCGAAUUGGUGUAUUGGAGGGACAUGAAUGCGAUAAUAUAUUGGAUGAUGUCCAGCUGUUUUUUGAGAACAAACUAAGGAUUUGCGUGCAUCGAGUAUUAAAUACCGAGACUUUGACAAAUAACCCAUGUAUCGUUGAUUUAGCAUGUGAUACAGCGGCAGAAACAUAUGAGGAAUGGAUUGAGAAAGCCACAGAACUAGUUGUGGGCAUUCAUGAAGAAUUAUGCGAUACUGGUGAAGAGGAACCAAGCAGAGGUGAUACUAAUUUGCGAUGUAUCUUAUUUGUGGUACCAGAGAUGGAAUUACUGCGAAAAGAUCUACAAAGGCAUUUGUGUGACAGUUAUACAUCCACUCCAAUUAUGGUUGUAUCAAGCGAGAAAGAAAUUCACGAACUGUUACUUUCACAUAGUCGAAGUAUCCCAAUUGUUUAUUUUUGUUCUCAAAAAAGUCUUAAGAAACAGCUGUUGAAGCCAGAGCAUGAGCGGUACUUAAAUCAUUUAUCUGUAGAGGCUCUUCUUUAUGGUGAGAAAAACAGAGACGGUCGAGAUUUUGCGCUUAUUCGCAUGCUUGUUCCUGGAAGUCCAUCACCUAAGCUAUUACCAUAUCCAAUAUUUGUUUCUACUAACGCGGAUGAGGGAGGUGACGAAACAAGUCAACUGGACGAUGACUGUCUUCAAGAGGCAAUAAAUAUUACCUUGUGGUUAUUUAGACGGUUCAAAUUGGAGACCUGCCGAAAAGGGAUACAACCUGUUUUAAGUAUAUCUGAGAUGACUUUUAUAUCACGGGGUGCGGCGGCAGUGUUUGAAAAAGUGAUGAAUUCAAUGAUGAUGUCUGGGUUGGUUUCUUUUUUAAAGUUGUCAGAUGAAUCACACUUGAUUCGUUUAGAAGUUUUGGGACGAGCACUUUCUUAUCGAUUUCGGUUGCCAUACAGGCCAAAGUUUCCUGAAUUUACAUUAUUUGAUGUUAAAUGCAUUUUUUGGUGCUAUGCAUUUAGGCAGUCUAGGGAGACUGCUCUAAAAUUGAUAUCUGAUGCCCACUUUUUUCCAAUAUGGGUGGAGGAUGCAAUGAAUAAUUUCUGCUUUCAGUACCGAAUACGCUUAGAAAAUGAUAUUGGUACUGAAAGGGAAGCUCUUGUUAGGGAGUUAUCUUUAAUUCCGAAAUUCAAUGAAAUAAAUUCACGGGUGAAGAAUUUUCUAACGCAUUCAUCAGGAGAAAGACUACCGAUAUCAAGACAUUUUGCUUCUGCCCCUUCAACUUCUUGUCGGGGUUGGUUUGAACAGGCACCACUUGGUACGAGUGCUGAAUCAAUACCAAAACCCCAUGUAAACGUUUAUUGUUACCCGUCGCAAAACGAAUUAUGUGAGAUUCGUUUUGGAGGUAAUACACUACAAUGUCCUCUUGAUCUUUCGUAUCCCUUGAUAAUAACACACAUUGUUCUGCACACAACUCUAUGGAACAAUGGUAUUAUUCUAGAGAGCGAUCGCGAUACUGGUUUGGCGGCACCUUUACCAAUACCAUUGACAGUCCUUAAUUCACCAACACUAAACUCUUUCUUGGAAGAUGUUGUUGAUGGAAAGGCGGGAUUCUGGUUGGAUAACUUCAUGAAUUCUACUCCCUCACUAUCAGAUCCCUUAGAACUUGCAUCUUUGAUGGCGAAAACAUCUUCUUUACUAGGAAUUUGUGAUCACAAGGCUUUGCGCCGAAAACGAAAUCGAGUAGAUUUGGCCUUAAAACAUCAAAAAAACGAAGCGAAGGAAGCAUCUCUGCCACUGUCUGAAACUGAGGCGGCAACUAUUAGGGAAUUUGCCAAUGCAGCUAUAAAGCUCGGUCGUGAAAAGACGGAAAAACGUUUUAAAGGAGUGAAGGGGUUUGCAUUUUUGGAUCCUUCACAUAAAAAUUAUGCGUACUACCUUCAUAUUUUGGAACAAUCCAAUUCGUAA